UUUUUUCCAAAAAAAUUUUUACGGAACGAAACAGCACGGGCACGUCCGGAUUUUUGCGGGAUUUCGUGUGUGUCUCGCCAUUCGGUGUUACAAAAAAAACAACGUGUGUGCAAUUUGUAAAUACAAAUAAAAGCAUUUUUCUAGUGUUAAACCAGUUCUAAAGAGCUCGUUAAAAGAGAAUUUAUAACGUAUAAAAUAGCUUUAUAUGUGUUCUAUCUUUUAUAUUCGAAAUCAAUAAACUAAACUGGAAAUCCAUUGACAACAGCAGCAGCAUCACCGAGAAAAUAUUCAAAGAGGAAAAUGAAGCCAAAGCAAAAGAUUUCAAUGGAGCCGAUGUUUCCGGUCAACGGUAAAUUCGUAAUGCUCAGCGCCCUGCUAAUCGGAAUUCUGGUGGCCACCACCCAAGCCCAAGAUCAGAAAGCCGUUAAACCAUCGGCAGCAGCGCCCGCAUCGCCAACAUCCUUGGGCUCUCGGGAUGCAAUCUAUAUUGAUGAUGAUACCAUUGAGGGCUCCGGCGGACGUGGCGGGAUACACGAGGAUCUAGAGAAAGAUCCCGACUAUUCUGGCUCCGGUUUUGGACCCGAUGACGAGGACGCCGAACCCGAUCAGCACUCUCACACAUCGCACAACACACGCGUCUCGCAGAACAUUGGCGGCGGCAUAAACACAGCUCAUUUACCACCACAAACCUCAUCCACGACCUCAACGACAACAACUGUUCCAACAACCACCACAAAAACCCCGUCCACAUCCUCUACAACAACAACAACUGCUACACCAACAAUCGCAGCCAGUACAACAACGUCCACAACAGCAACGCCUUCCCAAGUCAACUCCACAAUUCCAGCCACAUCCACGAAUCAACCGAUAUUCCCUGCUUUCGAUAAGGAUCUCGAUUUGGCAGCUGGCAGCGGCGAUAAAAUCGAUGAUGAUGACGAAGAGGACGAUGAUAUUUUCGGUGCUCCUAUCGAUGAGGAGAUCGAAAAGGAUGGCGAUAUCGAUAUCGAUCGCCCGAUAUCGCAAACGCCAGUGCUUAGCGGUAAACCCAAAGACGAUAACGAUAACGACAACGAUUAUGGUAACGGUGAUAGCGAUGAUGGCGACGAUGACGGCACCAUUGAUGUGGAUGGCGGCAACGAGGAGGAGGAUGAGAAUGUGAAUGGCGGUGGUACUGGCAGGACCAGUACUGGUGGCAACGAUGGAGAUAUCAUUACAGAGCGCGGACUAGCGGGCGCAGGUGAUACCAACGUACACGGGUUGGACCCCAAUACGAACGUGAACAGCCAGCCCUCCGACACGAAGAGCAGCGAUCACAGGCCCAACGGCAACGAGGUGGUCAUCAUGAGCGAGGACGAUCGCACGUCGAGUUUCUUCUCGCAGCCGGGCAUCCUGGCUGCUGUCAUUGGUGGUGCCGUUGUUGGCCUGCUCUGCGCCAUACUCGUGGUGAUGUUCAUCGUGUACCGCAUGAGGAAAAAGGACGAGGGAUCCUAUGCGCUGGACGAACCCAAGCGCUCGCCGGCCAACAAUUCGUAUGCGAAAAACGCGAACAAUCGCGAGUUUUACGCCUGAGAUAAUGGUACAGCGCGCAGGUAUUAAGUUGGCCACUUGGCCAGGAGCGGGACCGAACUGCAAGGACGACGAGGGCAAGGACGACGACUGGAUGAGGACGAAGUAGCGGUGGAGGAGACGCGAGUGAAGAUAGAAGAGCGACUGGGUUUGGUUGGGCUCAACUGAAUACACUGUGCGGAGUGGCAGUGCGACGUCAUCAGCAGGACCACUGAAACAAGGAUAAUUCAUUGUCCGCAGCAGCAGCAGGAGCAGCAAAACUAACACACAAAAAAACAAAACCAAUUGAAAAUCGCAAAACAUUUUCAAAUCACACAAUUUUUCGUGAGGGGUAAAUAAAAACAAAAAACCAUAAAAAUAAAAAUCAGCGAAAUAAUAACAAAAGGAAAAAGAAAACAAACAAAAAAAAAAUUGAAAACUUACCUGUAAGUUAAUGCAAAAUAUGCACACACACAGACGGACAGGUGACUCUCUCUGCGUGUGUGUGUGUGUGUGUGACUUUUCUAAUUAAGUAAGUUUUAAGCGAGAAAAACAAACGGAAAUAUCAAAUAUAAAUUGCAAGUAAAUCAUGCGAAAUUUAAUAUAUAUAAAUAAUAUAUUAUAUAUAAAUAGUGAAACCAAUAUAAGGGCGGGCAAAAUUAAGCGAAUUAAUUAUGAAUUACGAGUAUGUAGAGCAAACGCGGAAGGAGAGAGGAAGGAGUAGAAGCAGGAGCAGAAAAUUGAAUAAUAAUAAUACCUAUAAUAAUAAUUAAAACACACACACACGCGCAUCCGACUACAUAGAUGUAAAGGGCAACUUUCGUGCAUAUUUGAAUAUAAAUGUAUGGAUUAUAUAUGUUAGCUGAAUAACGAAACGAAAGCGAAUUGGAUACAUCACGAUUAUCUCUCAAUAGACCCCUCUUCGAACCAAACACACACACACACCGCACACCACACUUAACACACUCUUUAUUUCAACUCAGCCGUGUUUUGUCACCAUUAAUUAAUUAAUACAAACAAAGUCCAAUGAGAAUAAUUAUUAUAAUUAUGAAUUGUGCGGCACAUGAAGCAAACGAAAAUCGAUGCAUAAAUGUUUUUAAGUUAUACAUAAGAAAAACUAUGUAAUUAUUAGUGUAAUUCCUAAAACAAAACAAACAAACAAAAAAAGAAAAGAAAAAAACGAAAAAUACUAAAUCAAGCAAAGAACAGAUUACGAAACACUCUGAACUCUGAACUCGGAACCUUCCUGGCAACUAUAUACAAAAAAAAGAAAUGAAAUGAAGAUACCAAUUUCUACUUUUUUCUACAAACAAAAAAAAAACACCAAAACCACGAUGAAUAUUUAUUGAAAAUUGGUAAAAUCAAACUACGAACAGGAAAUGAAAUUGAAAAUAAUAAUGACGAAGAGGAAUCGUGUUAUGAAUGCAAUUGUACAUUAAUUUUUUGGGUUUCCCCAUUGGGUUUUCGAGUUAUUCGAGACUUUCUUCGCUUGACUCAACUGCUUCUUCCAUGGCUAAGAAUCAAAAUCGGAUUAACGCAUUGAUUAUUGUGCAUUUAUUUAGUUUUUACGUUCGCUGUUGUCUCAUUUGACAAUUGUUUAGUUUUGCAAGCAAAAUACAAAAUACAAAAGCGAAGUACGAACGCCGCAAAUCAUAACAAACAAAAAAAAAACAACAUGCAAUAGUGAAAAUUAAUUGUUAAGUUUACCGCAAAAUCCAUUAAAAAUGCCAGCCAGCCAGCAGUCCAGCAACAAAUGUUAUAAACACAGCCACACACCACCACCACUCACACACACACACAAACUCAACCACAAUCAACAAAUUAGCUGCAAUACUUGUUUAAUUGUUAGUCAACCGAUAAUACAAUAUAUUCUCCUCCAACUCUCAUGCCAUAUUUUCAUUGCGAAAGAAUGAUAAAAGAUACAAAAAAAGAAAAACACAAAAAAAUGGAAACGAAAACGAAAACUAAUAUAUAACAUUUAAGUAUAUAAUUAGCGACAUAAAUCAAUUGUGUGUGUAACUGUGUAUAAUGCAUAAAUAAUGAAAUCAAACUACUUUUGACAGCAGAGAGCGCAUAACAAAGGGAAAUUCGAACAUCAUUGCAACACACAAAACAAUACAAUUUUCCCCCAUGCUCCCCCCUUCCGAAAACCAAAAACUUAAACUCACACUAAAAACAAUCUGAACACAGGAUGCAAACAACAUUUUUCCCUAUAACAUACACACAACUUUUUCUACACUGUAAAAAACGCAACCGCAACCUUAAACCUUUUUUGAUAUAUACUGUAAAAGUACUAUGUUUGUGUCCUAUACUCUCGACCCAUAGUACGUUUUUGUCAGAUUUUACAUCAAGUUUUUUUGCUACUUUGUAAGCGUUUAGUUUGUUAGUUUUUUUAAAAAUGCGCUGAAUGUACUGAGAAAUUGGUUUUGAUUUGCUAAAUAAAACUGGUAUAUAAAACUAA
Drosophila kikkawai is the source of this 4006-nucleotide messenger RNA. The record is from RefSeq and is a predicted model, not a curated record. Lineage: Eukaryota; Metazoa; Arthropoda; Insecta; Diptera; Drosophilidae.